AUGUCCUACAGACGCCUGUCGUCGUCGGAGGAGGAAUGGUAUUGUGGUGCGUGCCAACUCCCAGCUUUUGACGAUGAGCUGUUCCCCACAUGCCCUACGCCUGCAUCUCGGGGCUCUGACCCGACCCGCGAUCCAGUGAUUGCCAACGCCACGCCGCAUGGGCAGCCUCAAGCCAACCUUGCGGUAUGGUUUUUGAACGUCCGUUCUGUUAAAAACAAACUGCUCGAUUUUCAAGCGCUCGUUGAAUCCUCUGGAGAUACAGUGUUUGCUCUCUGCGAGACGUGGCUCGACCCCUCAGUGCCAGAUGGGUUACUUGUUGACACUGCUCGACAUGUGGUACACCGGAAGGACCGUGCAGGUCGUAGUGGCGGUGGAGUUAUGUUUGUUGUCCCUCGACACUUGAUCUGCCGGAGGCGUCAGGACCUUGAAGUUGCUGGCCUUGAGUCUCUCUUCAUUGAAAUUGCCCACAAACGAGGGAAGGUGCUCUUCGGCUGCGUGUACUGUCCUCCAUCUACCCGAGUUGCGGCCUAUCACCUGCUUAAUGACGCUCUGGAGCGUGUCGCCGUAAGCUCCUAUUUAAAUAUUUGCAUACUUGGUGAUUUUAAUGCCCACAUCGACUGGACAGACAUAACAGCCCCCGUCCCGUUGGCACCAGAUGAUGGCACACUCCUGGACAUGAUGGAAUCAAAUGGACUUGUUCAGCUUUGUGACGAGCCAUCGUACUACUCGAGUGCAAAGAAUGCCUCUUUUCUGGAUCUGGUCUUCACCACGAACCCGGCCCUCAUCUCCACCUGUUCUCUGGAGCCCAGCCUCGAUGGGUCUGACCACAAAGCUAUACAUCUGGAGAGCCUCCUGUCGCUUCCCAAGUUUGGACGGUAUGCAAGAAGGGUCAAGUUGUUCUCUCAGAUGGAUGGCGCCCACCUCACCAAUCUUGUGCAUCUCGCUCCAUGGAUAAUUGCCAUAAACGAGCCGUCGGCAAGUGACUCGUAUGAUAUCUGGCUCGACCUCAUAAGUGCAAUAGAAAAGGAAUGUGUCCCCGUCAAGAACAGCACUGGACGGCGGAGGUCUCCCUGGAUAACAGACAGCAUCAUUCAGCUUACUCGAAAGAAGCGCAAACUCUUCAGACGGGCAAAGAAAACUAACCACCCGCGCCACCUCAGUAUGGCACGGCAAGCCCAGAGAGAUUUAAAGAAAGAAAUCUACACCUCGCACAGGUCUUACGUGGAGACCAUUGCCCAGAAGGCAGCCCGAUCACCGAAACUGUUCUGGUCAUAUGUUAACCAUCGGAGGAAGUCGUCGUCCUCGCCAGAGUUCACGGUCGAUGGGACCAUUGUGGAGAGUCCCCAAACUGUUGCAGAACUCUUCAGUGCCCAGUUCUCCACAGCAUGGACUGUCCCUGACACUCCCAGUGCCGUCGACACUCGCACACCCCCGGGUCUAGUACCGCUCGGCCACAUGGACAUAGGGGUGGGCGAUGUUGCUGAGGCAUUGAGACACCUCAAGCCCUCCCAGGGUGCAGGCCCAGAUGGAGUGCAUCCAAUGCUGUUGAAGGCCUGCUCCGAGCGUCUCAGCACUGUCCUCGCACGGCUGUUCGCAAACUUCCUGCAGGCAGGCUCCGUCCCCUCCCAAUGGAAACUUGCCCGUGUCACACCAGUGCACAAAGGAAAUGGGUCCCCGACCUCAUCUGUUGCAUCAUACAGGCCCAUUUCAUCUACGUCUGUGGUUUGCAGGACAAUGGAGCGGAUUCUUAAAGGGGCGGUGCAACGAUAA
Messenger RNA from Ixodes scapularis (black-legged tick), 1770 nucleotides. RefSeq lists its product as uncharacterized. Gene Ontology annotation, molecular function: catalytic activity. Bases 1 to 1770 code for a protein of 589 amino acids. NCBI's taxonomy places the organism in Eukaryota, Metazoa, Arthropoda, Arachnida, Ixodida, Ixodidae. The transcript has a single exon. The record is from RefSeq and is a predicted model, not a curated record.